AUGAGGGAAGACCUCGAGUCCGAAGCUGAGCGAAGCGACGAGGGUGUGGAGGCCACAGAGGACUGCGAGCCGGAGAAGAAGAGGCGGCGAAGGCUGCCAGACUGGCAGAUGUCGGAUUUGGGGCCUGUCUCCAUGGCUUCGCUUUCUCUGGCCUUGGAGCUGUGCCUUUCCCUGCCAGAGGCGUCCCAAGGCCCGACUCUCAUGAAGAUCCACGACUGGCGCAUGCAGGAGCGGCCGUCUUUCUGGGAGGCGCCGCCCCGGGCGUUGCGGCGGCUGAGGCAAGCUCUGAGGUCCAUUUUGCGGAACCUGCCCAGCAAGGAGCGAAAUCCGGUGCUUGGGCACAUCCUGGAGGAGGGCCCAGUUGAGGACUGGCGACUGCUCGUGCUGAGGGCAGCCUCCCUGGAGGUGCCCGAGACCCUCUCCCUGUUGCCGGACAUGCAGACGGUGCGGCUGGAGCUCCGGGCCUCCAAGACCGCGGUGCGCUGGUGGCAGGCGCUGUUGGCGUGUGCUGCCCACGCCCCGAUGGCUGAGCGUCAGAAGGUGCUGGAAGAUUUCGCCUCCUUUGCCCGAACUGCCAAAGUGCAGGCACCGCACGGGAGGCGCUCGCUGUUUCGGCUGGCCGCCCUGGCCGCCUCGCAGGGCUUGUUGCAGGAUGCCCGGGUGCUGCUGAAGAGGCUGUCCAGCUACCGCACCACCGCCGCUCAGCGCGCGGUGCUGGUGCAGCUCAUGCGCCUGGUGACCCCAUGGUGCAAUGCCCGGCAGGAGACAGACGGCUGCUCAUUGCUGGCCCGUGCGGAUGCUGCGCUGUGGCGACUGAGAUGCUCCAUCCUCUCAUUUGAAGGAGACUCUUCUGCGGUCGAGGACGUGCAGCAGCUUGCCUCGAACCCCCUGUUCUCGGAUGCCUCCCGGGCGGCUUUGCGAUGCCACCUGCUGCUGGCGCGCAGGGACCAGACUGUGGGCCUGCAAGAGGCUUGCCAAGAGGCCGCGCCACUGGCAGCGGCCCGUGUCCGCGACUUGCCGGUGCCUUUGCAGGCAAAGGCGGCCCUCGCAAUCUUGCCUGUGCCCCGCUGCCUCUUCGGAGUGUUUCGCGACUUGGAGGUGAGCGUCAUGUUGCAGGAAUCUCCCAGGUCGGUGGUGGGAGAGCCCUUCAUAAUGAACUCCGGGGCGCGUCGGAGGCAUGCGAAGGCGGUCCACGAGGCGUGGCAUUCCACACGGAUCGUCGCCAGGGGGGCGCAGGAGAGAUCCUGGACUCUGAUUCGAAGGCAGCCUAGCCAUCUCCAAAGCUCCGAGCCCCCGCUGGCCUUCAGCAGCUCUGUGCCGGACGCGACGUCAUCGGUGGAGGUGCACUUGCAGGGCCCCUUCGGUAGCCUCGCCUUUGGCCGCGCGGGGCGCCCGGCGCGGGAGUGGGCGGGCCUCCACUCGCCGCACCUCUGCGGGCCCUACCAGGCGGAGAAGACUUCCGGCGUUGGCUCUCUCCAGGUCUACUGCGACUUGGACGGCGUCCUGGCGGACUUCAACAAGGGCUGCCUGGCGCUGUUCCCUGAGGGCGGCUGCAUCGCCGAGAAGAUCCCUACCCACACCGUCACGCGGCUCAGCUACGAGGAGGAGAGCGAGAUGUGGCGCCGGGUGGAGUCGAAGUCGGACUUCUUCUUGUCCUUGGACUGGACGAGCGACGGCCAGGAGCUGUGGCGGUGGAUCGAUUGGAACGUGGUGCCGCCGGCGGCGGUGCUCACGGGCCUGCCGCUGGGCCGAGCGGGGCAGAUGGCGGCCAAGCAGAAGGAGCAGUGGUGUUUGCAGCGGUUGGGCGCCCACGUGUCCGUCUUCUGCUGCGGCACCCGGAACAAGCAGAAGUUCAGCGGCCCCAACUGCGUGCUCAUCGACGACCGGAACGACCUGCGGGAGGCCUGGGAGGCGAGGGGCGGGGUCUUCAUCCACCACACCUCCGCGGCCGAGAGCAUCCGCCAGCUCAAGGAGGUGCUGCUCCGCGGCGCCGAGAAGAACCGGGCGGUGAACCACAUGCCUUUGCAGCUCACAAGCGUGUGCUGGGCGUCCCAGACCCCGGCCGGGUGCUUCAAGUCCAACUGCCGGUACCUGCACGUGCCCAUCUCCCGGCGGCAUCGCUGCUGGAUCCAGCUCUGGGGCUUCGUGUGGUGGCGCCUUCGGCUCGAAGAACUCGCCUUCGGUUCGGCGCCGCUUCGAGGGAUCCUUUGGCUCGGCUCGGAUGCGGGGGUGGCCUUUUGGUGGUCGACGCGGUUGCUGCUUCUAUUGGGCACCUAUUUUUUUACGGUUUUGAUGCGUACAUAUACAAAUAUAUAUAUAUAG
Effrenium voratum is the source of this 2322-nucleotide messenger RNA. NCBI's taxonomy places the organism in Eukaryota, Dinophyceae, Suessiales, Symbiodiniaceae. The record is from the annotation of a GenBank genome assembly.